AACAUUGAUAGUAGGUUGUAUUUAAUUCAAAUUAUUAAUUAUUCUUACAUUUUCAUGUUUGUAGGAUGCGGUAUAGCAAUAUUCUGUUAUUAAGAAACAUAUACAAAAUUGAACUUGUGAGAAGAUUAAGCAAUAAUAUGGAUAGCACAAAGAGAGUAGCUAUAUGUCAGAUGACAUCUGUGGCAGAUAAGUCCACUAAUUUGCAAGUGGUCAGUCAAUUAAUUAGUGAUGCAGCCAAAGAAAAAGUACAGAUGCUAUUUUUCCCAGAAGCCUGUGAUUACAUAUGUGAUAACAAGAAAGAUGUGAUAGGACAAGCAGAGCCAAUACUGACAGGCAGUAUAGUAAACAGAUACAGAGAGUUGGCUGCUGAACAUAAUGUGUGGUUAUCUAUGGGUGGAGUACAUGAGAAGGAUGAAUCAGAACCUACAAAAAUGUUCAAUACACAUGUGAUAAUAGAUGACAAAGGUGAUAUAGUUCAGACAUACAGAAAACUCCAUCUCUUUGAUGUAGAAAUACCUGAAAAGAAUGUAAGACUGAAGGAAAGUGACUUUUCAAAUGCUGGUAAACAUAUUGUGACCCCAGUCGAGACCCCUGUGGGAAGAAUAGGCAUGGCAAUUUGUUACGACAUGCGAUUUCCUGAGCUCAGUACGUCAUUGAGCAUAAUGGGAGCUGAAAUACUCACCUUUCCUUCAGCCUUCACACAGGCGACGGGUGCAGCUCAUUGGCAUGUAUUACUCAGAUCGAGAGCCAUAGAGAAUCAGUGCUACGUCAUUGCAGCGGCUCAAACGGGCGAGCAUAAUGCUAAGCGGCGCUCGUACGGGCACGGGAUAUGUAUAGACCCGUGGGGAGAGGUGUUGGUCGAUUGCGGAGAGACCUCACCAACUUAUAAAAUUGCUGAGAUAUCGCCCCGCAAGUUAUCGGACGUUCGAAGGAACAUGCCUGUGUUUCAGCAUAGAAGACGUGACGUCUACUCUUUGUACACUCUAAGCCUCCGCAAAAACCUCUUACCGGCGCACGAUGAAACACCGAGGACUACUGAGAAACCAACCGACUGCACCACAGACGAGGAGUGUAAUGUGUUUGGCCACGUCCGAGUUCCGGACAGCUGUGUUUUCUUCAAGUCCAAAUUGACAUAUGCAUUUGUUAAUUUGAGAUGCGUGAUACCCGGCCACGUGCUGGUGGCCCCCAUACGCAUGGCAGAGAGGAACAAAGAUCUGACCGAUGAAGAGGCAGAAGACUUUUAUCGGACGGUCAGAAUCGUACAGAAGUUAAUGGAGAAGGUACACGAUACUGACUCAUGUACUGUGACCAUUCAAGACGGCCCUGAUGCUGGACAAACAGUUAAGCAUCUCCACUGCCACAUAAUGCCGAGAAAGAAAGGAGAUUUUAUAGAAAACGAUCUUAUAUAUUUGGAAUUGGCGAAGCAUGAUCAGUUCAAAAAAGGUCAUCCAGCGAAACCACCAAGAAGUAUAGAAGAAAUGAGGGCAGAAGCAGAAUUGUUGAGGAGCGAAUUGGAUAAAAUGCUCAAAUAAGAGAAAGUACUCAGUAGAAGAUAUUGUAUAUAUGUAUAGUAAGAAGAACAUAAACGCUCAGGUUUUAAUAACUACUUUAUUUAAUUAAGCACAUAACUGCGAUAGCACCUUCUUCAAACUAGAAUGAUCGGUACAAUUUUUAUAUCAGCAAAAUUAUUUUUGUUUCUUUUAUACGUAGGAAUUGUGCUUUCUUAUUCAUUUUUAUUAUAUUUCAUUACAAAUACUAAAAAGUCUAACAAAAAAUUAAUCUUAUAUAUAAAAUUCUCGUGUCACAGUUUUCGUUCCCAUACUCCUCCGAAACGGCUUGACCGAUUCUCAUGAAAUUUUGUGAGCGUAUUGAGUAGGUCUGAGAAUCCGCCAACAUCUAUUUUUCAUCCCCCUAAAUGUUAGGGGUAGUCCACCCCUAAAUUUUUUAUUUUUAUUUUAAGGCAAAACAACGUUUGCCGGGACAGCUAGUAA
Messenger RNA from Achroia grisella, 1991 nucleotides. RefSeq names its product nitrilase and fragile histidine triad fusion protein NitFhit (gene NitFhit). The transcript is spliced from 11 exons. The record is from RefSeq and is a predicted model, not a curated record. Lineage: Eukaryota; Metazoa; Arthropoda; Insecta; Lepidoptera; Pyralidae. Gene Ontology annotation, molecular function: bis(5'-adenosyl)-triphosphatase activity; hydrolase activity, acting on carbon-nitrogen (but not peptide) bonds, in linear amides. Gene Ontology annotation, biological process: nucleobase-containing compound metabolic process. The coding region runs from base 66 to 1532 and encodes 488 amino acids.